Styela clava is the source of this 1807-nucleotide messenger RNA. NCBI's taxonomy places the organism in Eukaryota, Metazoa, Chordata, Ascidiacea, Stolidobranchia, Styelidae. The record is from RefSeq and is a predicted model, not a curated record.
AUGAUCGUAGCACUUGUGACUUUCAAUAUUGUCAUGAUAACACAGGAAAUUGACUUUUUGACGGGUAGAAAAUUGACUUGUUUUAUACAGAUGCAGGACGAAAUAAAACUAUUGAGAAGACAACAGACGCCGCAAAACAAUUCUUCCGCCGAUCAGUUUUCUGACAAGAGAAUGAGAAAUUUGGAUUCCUUGACGAAACUGACUGAACAGCAAGCUCAACUUAACUACACCGUUGAAACCAUUUUGCACCUGAAUCGUUCACAGGAGCAAUUGUCACUUUCAAUAAUACAAGAGUCAGAGGCAUUUCACAACAAACUCAACGAACAGCAAAUCCGAUUAAAUCAAUGUAUUGAAAUCACGUCAAGUCUGAAUUGUUCUCACCAACAAUUGAAGAUACAGGAACUUUUCCCAAAGGACUGCACAACUGUAUUUCGUAAAAAUGCAAAAACCCAAAACAACAGCGGUGGAGUCUUUGAUAUUUAUUCAGAAUCAAGCGACAAACCUUUCGAAGUUUACUGCGAUCUUGCAACUGAUGGAGGCGGAUGGACAGUCUUUCAAAGACGAAUGGACGGAACAGAAGACUUCUACAGAGGAUGGGACGAAUACGCCAAUGGAUUCGGAGAAAAAGAUAAAGAAAUGUGGUUAGGCUUGGAAACCAUCCAUCAACUGACUAAAAACAGAAGUUACGAACUAAGAGUUGAUUUGGGAGAUUUCAAUGGAAACACAGCUUAUGCUAAAUAUGGGACGUUCUCUAUCGCAUCUGCAAGUGAAAACUAUAGAUUGCUAGUUGGAGAGUAUAAUGGAACAGCUGGAGAUUCGUUUACACAACAUAACAAUAUGCAGUUUUCUACAAAAUAUUCUGAUAAUGAUGGAUGGUCGUCGGACAGCUGUGCAAAGAAAUACAAAGGAGCCUGGUGGUACAGAAAUUGCUAUUACUCAAAUCUGAACGGGUUCUAUUAUCAAGAUGGACAAACUGAUGUUAAAUCGGUUAAUUGGUAUUUCUUCCAAAAACAUCAAUCCCUUAAGUUCACAGAGAUGAAGUUCAGAAAAAAAGACAGUUUUCUAAUAAACUGAAAAAGCAUUGAGGAAUACGAAGAUUUCAAUUUGCUAUUUCAUUGCGAUAUUUCAAUACCAAACAUUUAUUGAUCCCAUAGCAUUUUCAUUGAAAACUCCGGUCACUGGAACUCUGGAAGGUCCAUGAUUUCAAUUUAGAAAUUAUAUUUAUUUCCCUUUAUUUAUUCAAGUAAUGACAUUCAGCACUAUUUUUCAUUGAUUGAUAAUUUGAUUUCUUUUUAAACUUUUUUCCUCUUGACUGCACUGUAAUGAAGAUUGUUGUCUCUAUUUAUUCAUCGUAGGGGAGUUUCUUUAUUAUAUUAUAUCUGAUUACUAUAUCUCGUAAACGAUUAAAUUGAUUCACAUUAAGGUGCGCUUCCAUUUUCUCGGUCAGUUAGUUACACCAAUAGUCAGUCAGUGGUGGGAUUCAGCCGGUUCGCACCGGUUUUAUAGAACCGUCGUCUCACGGAAUUUAAUGAGAUCAGCGAACCGGUUAGCAUUACUGGUUACUGUCAAUGUCCUGUUUGUAACAGAACCGGCUAAAAAAUAUGACUUUUGUGACGAAACCGGCUGACAAAAAAUUUGAAUCCCACCACUGUUUAUAAUGUAUUCAUUGUUUUAGGAUUUAUUUCUUGUUUCGAAAUCUUUCUCCUGUCACCUUCAAUUUUAAAUGUUUGUAAGCUUCUUUUUCUUACUUUUAAAACUUAUGAGUAACAUAAUCUCUUCCCACGAAAUAGUAAGUAUAUUUAUGAGC